AUGAAAAAUAACAAGAAAACAAAAAAAGUAAAUUAAUCUUUUAUUUUUUCUAAUAAAAAUUAAUUUAAAGAUAAUAAUAAUGAAAAUAAUAAUAUAAUCAAUUUAAAUUUAGCUUUAAAAAAUGGGGAUUAUAAUUAAGAAUACAAUUUUAUAAUUAAAAUAAAUUAAAAUGGAUAGGAGUCAGAUCUUCCUAUAAAUAUUAAUAAAACUAAAACUUUUGAAUAAUUAAAAAAGUAUCUUUGUUAGAACUAUGGUAUAUAAGAAGACUCGCUUAUUUUUAUAGAUGAAAGUGGAAACGUAUUAAUUGAUUAAAUGGAAAUACAAAAAUCUCUUUAUCCACCAAUUUUUCGAGCAAUAAAAAAUUAUACACCAGUGCUUCAUAUAAAAAUAAAUCGUGAUAUUGCUAAAAAUAAUGAAGCAUAAGAAACAGAAAUUAUAAAUGAGUAAAAUGAAUAAUAAGGAGUACAUAUUAUUAUAUAUAUAUAUAUAUAUAUAUAUAUAUUAAUAUAUAUAUAUAAAUUAUAUAUAAAUUAUAUAUAGUUACUUGAAUAAAAUAUAUUUAAUGAGGAAGAUUUAAAAUUAAAUUUAAAGGGAAAGAAAAAUAAAAAUAAAAAAAACAAUGAUUUAAACAUUGCAAAAUGUUUCGAAUAUAUAAAAUCAUUUUUUGAAAAUCUAAUUGUUUUUAUUCUAAUUGCUUUAUUUGUUGUAUAUAAAUUUGAUAACGAUGACAGAAUAGAUAAAUAUAAGUUAAAAAAUUACAAAUAUAUAUUAUUUUUUGUUUAAUUUUUUUUUAUAAAAAAGUAUAAGCAACAAUACUCUAUAAAAUGUUAAUUUAAUUUUUUAGAAUUUACCUAAUUUCCAUUUAGAUUUUAAUAAAAAAAUUAUUAAACAUCUUAAAUAUAAAUAAUUGUAAAUGCUUAUAAUGCCCCUAGUUAAAUAAUAUAUUAAAACAAAAUUAUUAUAAGAUAAAUUUAUUCGGAUUCAUUUAUGUUGACUACUGAUAUAUACACAAAUUCAAUUUCUUUAAAAUAGUAAUCAGAAAAAGAUGAUAUAUUGUCUUUAAUUAUUAAUACUAUUGCUGGUUUGUUGCUUUUUUUCGCGGCAUUUGAAUAUAUAGGAAUUUUCGGCGCGAAAACAAAAAAUGCAAGAAUUUUGCGUUUUAAAUAAAAAUAAAAAGAAAUAAAGGAUAUUAUGAAUAAAAAUGCUUAUUUUGAAUUAGAUAUUAAAAGAAGAUAUGGAGAAAACUAUAAAAACGAUCCUAAAGCAAAUAUGGAAUUAGAAUUAAAUAAAUUAACUUUGCCGUAAUUUACAGAUUCAGUUUAUUUUAUUUUUGAUUUUAGAAAAGUUAUUAUACUUAUUAAAAGGCCGACUAUUUUUGAUAUUUUAAGUAUAUUUCUUAAAUAUAUUUUUUUGUUUUAUAUUUAUUUUUUUGUUUAGAUAUUAUAUCUUUAAUACUGA
This is a messenger RNA of Ichthyophthirius multifiliis, 1458 nucleotides long. RefSeq lists its product as hypothetical. The transcript is spliced from 3 exons. The record is from RefSeq and is a predicted model, not a curated record. NCBI's taxonomy places the organism in Eukaryota, Ciliophora, Oligohymenophorea, Hymenostomatida.